UUCCCCUACGUCCAGAAAUGUAUGAGAAUCAAUUUGACCACACUGGAAAUAAGUGCAAAUGCUUAUGUAAUCGUCUUAAUGAUUCAAAUUCUAAUGAUAAUGAUGAACGAGGCAAAUUGAUUGAUUCUAUUUGUUUGGAUCCCGUUUCAGUAGAUAAAGAUCAUGUCGUAACUGGUGUUAGAUUUAAAAUACAUGAUAAUGUAAUCUACUUAGAGCUUCAACAAGGUAAACUGAUCAACUAUCGAAUUGUUUCGAAACCGGAGUGGAAAAUUUCAUACCAUUGUGAAGAAAAAAAAUACAUUAAUUAUUCUCCCGGCGUACCAUCGAACGAACUUUUCAGCAUUUUAGCAGAAGAUUUUGUCCUUUCCGAAGAUGCUGUUGUUACAGGUGUGACACUAGGUAACUCAAUACGCGGAAGAUACAUCAAUGACAAUGGAAAUUUUGAUGCAAAAAGAGACGAAUUUGAAAUCGUCUCUAAAUAUGAGAAUAUGUAAUUAUAAUAUUAAUUACGGAAAAUU
Messenger RNA from Cotesia glomerata, 518 nucleotides. RefSeq lists its product as uncharacterized. The coding region runs from base 18 to 494 and encodes 158 amino acids. The record is from RefSeq and is a predicted model, not a curated record. The transcript has 3 exons. NCBI's taxonomy places the organism in Eukaryota, Metazoa, Arthropoda, Insecta, Hymenoptera, Braconidae.